Molecule: messenger RNA, 3524 nt
Organism: Mobula hypostoma (lesser devil ray)
Lineage: Eukaryota; Metazoa; Chordata; Chondrichthyes; Myliobatiformes; Myliobatidae
Product: F-box/LRR-repeat protein 12-like
Cellular component (GO): cytoplasm
Molecular function (GO): protein binding
Source: RefSeq, a predicted model, not a curated record
AUGCCAGCUCAUCCCAGCAACGCUGCCAACGCACAACGUGAGAACGGGCGGUGCCACCACCACUACGCCAGAAGCUCCAUUACUCCGGACCGGUGGGGGGCGCUACGGUUCCCGGCCGACGGCGGGGCUCUGCGGAUCCGAGCCGGCUGGCGGCGCAGUUCAGGGAGGCCGGCGGCGGGGCGGGUUGGGCCCUUCUCCGGAAGGCGGAUGUUGUCGUCCACUUUGUGUCUCCGGCUGAAAAUGGCUGCGGUGUUAUUCGAAAAUGCGACGCUGAACUCGCUGCCCGAGAACGUGCUAGUGGAGAUCCUGUCCUACUUGUCCACCCGGGACCUGCUCCGCAUCAGCAGAGUUUGCAAAAGAUGGAGAAGAUUAGCUUAUGACAAAGGACUCUGGAAAGAUGUUAAUUUAACCCCAUACAAGGUAAACUCAAGGAUACUCUGGCACCUGGUCAGACAUUACCUGGGUGGAACUCUGAGGACCCUGAGAAUCAAAGGUGUCCUCCACUCUGUCAAGAAGAAUGAGUCACUAACUGAAGCCUUGCUGUUGGAGAUCGGAAAACGCUGUCCCAACCUGACUGAGCUGCGGCUGAUUGAAAUGAACCUGCGGGGCAUUAAUUAUGAAUGCCUGCCCCCUUCGCUGCUCAGCCUGGAGCUGACACAUUGCGAGAUUCCCUUGCACUGGUUCAGGGCUGCGGCUGCUGCCAAUGGGACCCGUGUGCCGCCUCGCAUCAAGAACCUGGAAGUGGACAAUGUCCCCAACUUCUCGGACCAGCACCUGCAGAACCUUGCGUCCCGUACAGCACUGAAGGUACUGAUCCUGUCGGGCACGUACAGAGUCACUGACUCGGGCAUCGAGAAGUCAGCUGAGUGCCUGUCUGAGGUAGUCCACCUCAAGCUUCACGGCUGCAACAUCUCCGACGAGUCGCUGCGCCACAUCGCUCGGCAUCUGACACAGCUCCGCACUUUGGACCUCACGAACUUCUGUUCUAUGACUGACGCGGGCCUGGCCUGUCUCGGUGACCUGCGCUCACUGCAGUCCCUCUGCUUCGAGUACUGUGACCAGAUCACUGUUGAGAAGCUCUUGGCCGUCUGCACCGGCCUUCCAUCCCUGGCAAAGCUCAACCUGAACGGGAAUCCCUACUCCGAGGGGGACCUGCAGAGAAUCCGACAGAGCUUGCCGAACUGCACCGUUACCAACGAUUUCCCUGCCAUAGAUUCUGUGCCUAAGUUUUAACCGCGGGUUGUAUUUUUCACCCUGGUAGUGCUUUGGCUUUGUCGGGCGGAUUGGGAGCUUGCCAACUGCACUACACAACCUGAGCUGUUCUUUAUUCUCUUGCAUGGAUUUUGUGCGGUCGGUCAGGUCCCAAAAAGCAUAGUGUUUGAAUGGACAGAAGCUCGCUGCUGAACCACUCAUCUCCCAGUCUGGUACCCGUGACACCUCUCUGGUGUGAGGGAGAGUGAGUACCCUGAACGAAUAACGUGGGAGUUUAACUCGGAGUGGGUUCGGAUGAGGCAGAUAGAAACUGCUGAACAGGGGUGAUCUAGGAAGCUGUUUGGUCGCUGACGUCAAGGCAAGAAGGACCUGGUGCUCACUGGCUCUGUCUUUCGGAUUGCGUGCCAAUGGUUUUGAGGUGCUGGGACUGCGGAAGCCAGCACAGAGCUGAGCACAUUACAAGGAGGAAGAGCAUAGAGAUGGAACGCGAACUGAAUUACACUGCAGGAUUGUCAGCAGCCAAAUGCACAAACCCUGGCCUGCUGUGCUGAGCAGUGGCGUGGGGGCUAAUCAAAUGGCUCACGGUUUGCCGGUGGCCCAUGAAGAAUACUUAAAUUGUUCAUUAAAUGUCACACUCAUUCAGCUAGGUAACUUUAUUUGAGAGCUCUGUUUGUGCAUUUUGAAAAAUAAACUUUAUCAUUUGUAACAAUUUACAUAUUUCUCUAUUUCCUGAUAACUGAUGUCCCCUUUGAUUGAGUGCAUUGGCCAUUUGUGGUUUAUCCGUGAGAAAUGCUUCCGAAAUGUUUCUUUACGUUGAGGAUAAUUUUAGGGCAGGAUGGCUUGUUGCAAGGAGUGAUUGAAGCAAAGUCAGUUACAUAAUUUAAGGUAGAGUUUAAUAUUUAAAUAGGAGAGAGAGUGGGACAGGUUAGUGGUGUUGCAAAAACAUCUGCCUCUGAAUUUCUCUCUUCCAUCUAUGGACAGAUUACCCCGAACCUGGCAUGAGUUUCCACGUUCUAAAUGUUGGUGCACAGCUCCAGCCCCUCUGUGCCUUAACUCACUUCUGUGCCAUCUGCAUGUUACAGCUGAGUGUCGUAAGGCUUGAUACUGAGAAGCUUGAACCCAUUCUUUCUCGUGACCAUCCAUGUGCUCUGCUCUUUUGACACUGAUGUUACCCUGCUCUGUAAUGGUCCACACUGUACAGAAAUAGAUUCCACUUACUAAUCUAAUGUCCUCCUAAUUCCCCACAGCAUUCAUUGUAAUAUUUAAUGCCAUCUUCCGCUACCUCUAUCUCCCCUGGUUCUGCAAACAUCUCGGAGCUGACCCACUCAUUACCCCUUUCCCCCAAAGAACCAUUACCAGCAGCCGGGGCAGAGUUGUGACCAUGCUGUGGACCUUGAACGUGGUGCCUCUCCCCCGCUUGUUUCCCUCACAUCUGACAACACAGAGGACACCUGUGUCUCUUUGCUUAUCACAAUUGACUGAAACAAAAUGGGAAAGCAAGAAAAUAAAAUCUAUAAACAAGCCAGGUUAGCAAGUCACAAACAAGAAAACCUGCAGGUGCUGGAAAUCCGAAGCAACACACACAAAAUGCUGGAGGAGCUCAGCAGGCCAGGUGGCAUCUAUAGAUAGGAGUGAACGGUCGAUAUUUUGGGCUGAGAACCCUUCUUGAGGAUUGGAAAGGAAGGGGAGAAGUCAAAGUGAGAAAGGUGGGAGGGGGAGGGGAGGAAGAAGUACAAGGUGGUAGGUGAUAGGUGAAACCGGGAGGGGGCGGAGGGUGAAGUAAAGAGCUGGAAAGUUGGUGAGAGAGAGAGAGCAGGAGGGGGGGAAAUCUGAGAGGAGAGGAUUGAAGGCCAUGGAAGAAAGGGAAGGGAUAGAGCACCAGAGGGAGUUGAUGGGGAAGUGAAUCUUUUGACAGAAAGACAUGAGGGAAAUGAAGAAGGUGAAAAGUAUAAUGAAUUUUGGGGAAUCUAAUGUUGCUUCCUGCCUGUUCAGACCACUGCCAAAAACAGCGUCUUCAUUUUCCUGUUAAUUUAUUUCAACUUAUAUUUCAAUUUACUGACUCAAUCUGAACAGUAUUAGGAAGGUUUUGCUUCAAAGACUUCACAAUGUUUCAAGCUGUUACAUGACACUGCUGCAUUUGUUGAAGCAGUUUAUUUUUGUUCUGGUACUUGGUUUGUGGAGUGCUUUACAAUUAUGCAGUUCCUAUGGUUACCAGUUUGUUUCUAGAGUUGUAAUCUGUCUUGGUAAAAGCACCAGAGGAGAAAUAAAGAUUUCAAUUUUAUGCUUUGUCCAUCUUUCAUUUAUGUUCGCCA